Molecule: messenger RNA, 1290 nt
Organism: Suillus fuscotomentosus
Lineage: Eukaryota; Fungi; Basidiomycota; Agaricomycetes; Boletales; Suillaceae
Product: glutathione S-transferase
Exons: 9
Coding region: 155-919 (254 amino acids)
Source: RefSeq, a predicted model, not a curated record
ACGCCUGAAGAAGCUUAAGACCGGGUCCAGUUCUUGAUAGAGAAGCCAAGAAGUCCGCGAAUUAUAUAUUAUAUGUCAGCAACAACACCCGUCGGUCAUACGGAUCAGGUCAUCCGUACUCGAACAUGGCGUCAGUCCAUACCCCUAGAAAGCCAUGCAAGUCGCCUUUCACCGUCUCAGCUCCGUAGCAAGGUCACUAUCAACCACCCCUCGUAAUAUGUCUACUGUACAUACGUCCAAGCCCAAGCCUUUUGUUCUAUACACCGCUGGAACUCCAAACGGACGCAAAGUUAGUGUUUUUCUCGAAGAGCUUAGAGCAGUUUAUGGAGAAAAGGUCGAUUAUGACGUCCAGAAAAUAAACAUCUCACGCAACGACCAAAAAGAGCCCUGGUUCAUCAAGUUGAACCCAAACGGGCGAAUCCCAGUGCUCGUCGACCGCGCACGGGAAGAUUUCGUGGUGUUUGAGACAGCUGCUAUUCUGCUGUAUCUCGAACAGCAUUAUGACCCGGAGAGGAAGCUUGGGUUCGACCCUGUGUCGCAGCCGAAUGAGUACAGCGAGAUGCUUCAGUGGAUGUUGUGGGCACAUGGAGGCGUUGGUCCUAUGCAGGGCCAAGCGAAUCAUUUCAAUAGGUUUGCACCCGAGGACAUUCCCUAUGCAAAGAAGCGCUAUAUCCUGGAAACAAAGCGCCUCUAUGGCGUGAUGGAGAUCCGCCUCACAGACCGUGAUUAUCUCGCUGGGCCCGGCCGGGGCGUCUAUAGCGCUGCAGAUAUCAACGUUUUCCCAUGGUUGGUCCCAUCUUUGAUUAAUGUUCAUCAAUUCGCGGGUAUCGAAUCUCUUGAUGAGUGGCCGAGCCUCGAGAUGUGGCUUGGUCGUAUCAAUGCGCGUAAGGCUGUUCAAGAUGGCCUUACUAUUCCGUAAUGGACUCGUAGCACUGAGUCUGGAAUCUAGCAUAAGCGUUUAGUAAAUGAUCUCUUCUCGCAUUUGUAUUUUUGCAGUUAUUGCAAGAUGGUACUUAUUGGUUUUAACGUGUCAGCAGGUGAAGACGAGCAUCCAGAUUUGGCUUUCUCCUCGUUCUAUUUGAAGCGCCCGAUACUGUGUAAAGCUUAAGUGCUUGGACAAGUUCAGUCAAUGGCGACGUAAUACCACCACACCUGCAUGUCAGGUCAUCGGACCGUCUUUCUUGGAUCUCACACUACGGGAUGCACGGUAACACCACGCUAAUCAGUUAAGAAAGCAAGAUACCCGCGGGCAGAUGCCAUUUCUCUUCAUUUGAACAUUUGGACUAGUAA